Messenger RNA from Vairimorpha ceranae, 1440 nucleotides. RefSeq lists its product as hypothetical. The transcript has a single exon. Lineage: Eukaryota; Fungi; Microsporidia; Nosematidae. The record is from RefSeq and is a predicted model, not a curated record. Bases 1 to 1440 code for a protein of 479 amino acids.
AUGAUAAUUUUUUUAUUUGUUUUCAGUUUAACAGAAAUAUUUGCUGAUAUGAGUUUUAUGCUACGAUUCAACAAAAAAGAAAUUAAAAAGAUUAAAGAUGUUGUUGUUCUCAUAGAAAAUAAUCUUUACUUUACGAAUUACGGUUUUAAUGUUAAUAAAAUUGAAUGUGAUAUUAAAGUUUACAAUGCACUGAGUGAAGAAAGCAACUUUGGAUAUAUUAAAAUUAUGCCAAUAAUUGAUAAUGAAAAAUACAUUCGAUUAUGUAUUCUGAUUUUACUUGACAAUGAAAACGUUGUUAUGAUUAGUAACACGAACAUUGACGAAAAAACUUGCAUACAUAAUAAAAGUAGACAACUGAUAUUUAAAAAUGUUAGAUAUGUUGGCCGCCAUAUUUGGACAAUUUUUUUGGAUAGUAUUAAGAAAAAGAAGAGACCAAGUUCUUUAAUUUUAUAUGAAAAUGUUGACAGUUAUAGUUUACAACGCAAGGCAGAAUCACUCAGUAAUUUAAAUUUAGAAAGAAAAUUUUAUUUAAGUUCCAUUUUUUUGGAAGAAAAAGCAUUCAAUUUUGUGUAUGUUGCUGGAGAUUCUUUUUAUGCAAAAGUCAAAGAGUGUGAGAAAGUUUUUCAAAAUGUUAAUAAUUUCUUGUCAAAAAGCGCACAAAAAGUUGUUGAAGAAUUAUUUUGCAAAGAUAUUGAAGAUUUUGCCAACGAAGCAAUGAAAGAGGAUGAACAAGAAGAAUGUAGAGAAGAAAAUGAGAAAAAUGAUACAAUGCAAGAAAUUAAAACAUUUAACAACAACUUUGAUGAAGCGUCGGAUUCUUUUUAUAAUACUAAAAAUGGAAAUUUUGAGGAUCAAAAUAGUAUUAUUUUGCAAAAUAAAAAUUCCAUUGAGAAUACUGCUGAAUUAAAUGACUUUAACACAAAAGUCAAAACGCAAGAUUUUGAUGUAGAGAAUAAUUUAAAAAUUAAAGAUAGCUUGCUUGAUAUUGAAAAUUCUAAUGCAUUAAUUGAACCUGAUCUGUUUUCUAAUAAUUGUAAUGAGAAUCAAGCGAAAGACAAUUUUAAUAAUAUUUUGGAAAAAAAUGAUUUAGAUGUUAGUCAAUUAAUAAAAGAUAAGAUUAGUUUAGAAAAUGGGUGCGAGAAAAAUAUUGUGGAAGAAAAUGACGAAACUUUACAUGACAAAAAUGAGCUAAUUACAGAAAAGGAAGAUAGUAAAAAUGAUAUUACAAAGGAAAUAAAUAAUGAUAAUAAACCUAAAAAUUUGUAUAGAAGACAAAACGAAUCAAAUUCUGGUGAUAAUUUUGAUUCAAAAAAUAGUAGGUUUCCGUAUUACGCCACUGUGUGUGUAUGUGUUUUCCUAAUUGCUUUUGGUGUUGCGUAUAUAAAAAAAAAAGGUAAUUUUAAGUUAUUUUUUUCUGGAAAAAAAUCAAUAAAUGGUUGA